AUGGAUCAACACGACGUGGAAAAGCGACUCGUGUCCGAAGGAUCGCACAACAAGGCCAUGAUUCCUCGAUGGAUCCUCACGGGCAAUGAUGCAAAGCGACGUUUCAACAUCGGCCUGAGCGAGAAGGACGCCAUCAAUGUCCUCUGCGUCUUACUCAACACGGUGUCGGCUGUGGCCAUCGUCUUCGCGAACAAGAUUGUCUUUAGCGAUCCUCAAUUUCGAAAAUUCCAGAUUGGCACCGCGGCCUGGCACUUCACGGCGACCAGUGUGUUGUUGUAUGUGGCGACCUUGAAACCCUUCAGCUUCUUCAAGCCCGUGCGGCUCGCCGUGCGAGAUGUCCUGCCGCUGUCGACCCUGUUCGUCGGGUUCCUGGUCCUGGGUAACCUGUCUCUGGCCCUCAACACCGUCUCCUUUUACCAGCUGGCCAAGAUCAUGACCACGCCGACCGUGGUGGCAAUCAACUUUGUGCUGUUCGGAACCCGCCUCCCUACUCCCCUGCUGGUGGCCAUCAUGGUUUCGUGCCUGGGCGUGGCCUUGACCAACGUCGCGAUGGUGUCGUCCAACCCGACGGGCAGCCUGGUGGCCAUUGCGGCCUUCGUCACCACCGCAUUCUACCAAAUCUGGAUCGGCAAAAAGGUCCACGAGCUCGACAUCAGCGCCCCGGCGCUGCUGCUGAACCAGGCGCCCGUCUCGGUGGUGAUGCUGCUGGUGCUGCUCCCCUUCACCGACACGAUCCCGGACUUUUGGACCGUCGACCCCAAGAUCCUGGCCACGUUCCUCUUCUCGGGCAUCCUCGCCGCGGGGCUCAACCUGAGCCAGUUCCUGAUCAUCGGACGCCUCUCGGCCCUCGCCUUCAACGUCGUCUCCAACGCCAAGAAUGUCAUCAUCAUCGCCCUCGGCUGGUACGUGGCCGGGCAGGCUCCGUCAAUCAAGGACGUUCUGGGCGUCAUGCUUGCCCUAGGCGGAGCGGGCGCGUAUUCGUGGUUACAGCGUCGGUGA
Molecule: messenger RNA, 999 nt
Organism: Fonsecaea pedrosoi CBS 271.37
Lineage: Eukaryota; Fungi; Ascomycota; Eurotiomycetes; Chaetothyriales; Herpotrichiellaceae
Exons: 2
Coding region: 1-999 (332 amino acids)
Cellular component (GO): Golgi apparatus
Molecular function (GO): antiporter activity
Source: RefSeq, a predicted model, not a curated record